AUGGCUGAGGCGGUCGGCGUGGUGGCCGCAUCACUUCAAUUUGGCAAAGUAAUGUUAGAAUUGAAGGCAAAAGCCUCAUCAAUUCGACAUGCCCCAGAAGAAUUGACAGUGGUGUUGGAGGAGCUAGAAGUCACCGAAAACAUUCUGCAAACUCUCGCUGAUCAAGAUCCACUCCUAUCUAGUUACGCACCGCCGGCUGUGAUACAAAAAUGCCGGGACUCCUGUGAGAAGGCCACUGACAUUCUCAGACCUGUCUGUCUUGAGCUGUCCAAGGCUAUCGAACGGUCUCGAUGGCAAGGGUCCAUCAAAUUUGUGCUCAAGGAGAAAUUCAUGGAGAAGGCGGCGAGGCGCAUCGAGCGGGCGAAGAUAAAUCUCAUGUUAGCGCAGUCAGCAGCUUCUAUUGCAUUGAGUGCUCUCAGUCUACAGCAGCAGAUGACUACACAUACACUGAUAGCUACGGAGUCCGAGGUCAGAACGGCCAAAUUAGUCUCGCAAAUUCAACACCGAACCAGGUCAUUGGCAAUUGCCGACUCUCAAGCAGACAAUGCAGAUAUGUCCCACGAUGACGGUGCCGACAAGGAGGAGAUGACCAUCAGGAAGACGCGGGGAAAUCUUUUCGCUCCUUCAAAGAGAGCAAAGACGGCUACCUCUCUCUUGGCUAUACAGAGCACAUGGCUGGGGAAAAGAUUCGAAUUCCUAAGAAUGCGAAUAUCCGGACUCACCUACUUCGGCAUCAAAACGUACAACAUUGUUCCCAGAGGUUCAGCCAUUUUCGACGCAGUUUGGAACAAUGAUAUCUGUACUACCCGCAACCUUUUUAACAGACGACAGGCUACUAUCUAUGAUGUAGAUCAGGACGGGUGGACGUUACUUCACGAGGCUUGUGCGAGAGCCAACGCCCCAAUGAUACGGUAUCUCCUGCAAGAAGGAGCCGACCCAAACGAGACAACUGCCGGUCGUAUUUCAUGUUUUGACGUGGCGAGGUAUCUUUAUCCACUUGUACAUGUCCAUGGACAUGGGAGAGAUGGUCUCGAAGCCGUCCGACAUAUGACACACCUCCCGGGCUUCCGUGAACUUUUCAAAAAUCUUGUCCCACUAGGCUCUCUGCUAACCGUAUGGAAUGUCAAUUGUUCGGAGAUGCUCAGCAAUGUCAUGGCGAUAGUCUCCGAUCAUGGGCACGACAUUGACUUUGAAAUAAGGCUCAAGAUGGCAUAUAAUGGAUGCACUUCUCAGAGGCCUGUACAAGAGUUUUGGCAGGUGCUAUUACAACAGAAACUGGAUUCCACAUGUCUGGUCCGCCUGAAUGUCGAGGAAACUCAAAAUCAUGAAAGUCUUGUUGUUCGUCUAGCCCAAACAAUGUCAGGUGAACCCAUCGAUCUUGAAGGCUGGAGGCUGUUGUUGCGCCAAGCUAUAUCACUUGAUGGUAUCCGAAUUUCGUUCGGACACAGCUGCGGCUCCCCAAUGCUACAAUACUUGAUGUUCGACCUGGGCGAAAGGGCAUUUUUGGGCCAGUCGGGCGAUCUUGACCACCAGCGACUAACACGUAGAUUGCGGAACUGGGCCUACGAAGUCGAACUUGCUGGCCAAGAUCUGCAGGUUUAUGGCAGCUUGGAGGAAGCCCUCCUCGCUGAUAUAGACCCAGUGUUUUCUCUUCGUGAGAAUGUUAGCGGCAGUGACGUCAAAGUUAAGGUCCUGAAAUUCACCUACGGGCCGUCUGCAGAAGACUGGGAGAUGUGGGUUACAACUUCCAUGGAUGAAGCUGCAGCCGACUUUUGGGAGAUGUUAGAUCCCGAUGAGCCGCUGCACCACAUUCCAGGAUCAUGGCCUGAAGCCAAUUUGUCGAUCGAGAGCAAUUCAGAGGUGGAAAACUACCGAUGGUAUCGUCCAGUGUCAAGGAGAAGGCGUAGUCGUUGGCUACGGUAUCUGGGCUUAGGGCGAAUGAGUGAGUUCGAAACAUUUGGUCCGGAUGUCAGAGCCGAAGUCAAGUGGAGUGCGGAAGCGGGAAAACGAACAAAGCAGAGAAGGAAGACGUUCUAUCUGGAGAACAAUAUCACACCACCCUGCAGAGAAUACACCAGUUGA
Exophiala spinifera is the source of this 2082-nucleotide messenger RNA. RefSeq lists its product as uncharacterized. Bases 1 to 2082 code for a protein of 693 amino acids. The transcript has 4 exons. The record is from RefSeq and is a predicted model, not a curated record. Lineage: Eukaryota; Fungi; Ascomycota; Eurotiomycetes; Chaetothyriales; Herpotrichiellaceae. Gene Ontology annotation, molecular function: protein binding.